AACGAGACGAACUUUGUAAAUCCACUUCCGCUUGCAGUUUUUAGAGACAAAUAUUUAUAACGAACCCAAAAAUGACUCAUUUAAGUGAAAACAAUGGAUAAAUAUCAUUCUUACACACUUUUUCUUUUAGCUUGACAUGAUUUUACGAUAAUUUUAAACAGUGGUUGGCAUUGACCAAGACAAAUGUCAAAGUUUUUCAGAUUUCUUUCUCGUCGUAGAACGGGUAGAGGAGUUAAACGGACUGAAAUUGGACACCCAAAGAAGAAAAAUGUUGUGCCCUGUAUUGUCAUGCUUCUGGAUGGGACUGACUUUAGUAUUGAUCUACCAAAAAGAUCUUUAGGCAGUGCCCUACUAGAACAAGUUUUAUAUCACUUAGAUAUCAUAGAGAAAGAUUACUUUGGUUUACAGUAUACAGAUCCUCACAAUGUUAAUCAUUGGUUAGAUAUAACAAAGCCUAUCAAAAAACAAGUUAAAAUUGGACCACCUUACACAUUCAGAUGUAAAAUAAAGUUUUAUUCAUCAGAGCCUAACAACUUACAUGAAGAAUUAACCAGAUACCAGUUUUUUCUCCAGUUAAAACAGGAUAUCCUGAAAGGGAAGUUACCUUGUCCUGAUGACCUUCAAAUUGAACUGGCUGCUUAUGCAUUACAAUCUGAACUUGGAGACUAUGAUCCUGAAAUACAUACCCCAGGUUUUAUAUCAGAAUUCCAUUUGGUUCCCAACCAAUCAGAAGAAAUGGAGGUAGCCAUAUAUGAAAAAUAUCAAACUUGCAAAGGCCAGAAUCCUGCACAGGCUGAAUUGAAUUAUCUGAACAAUGUAAAAUGGUUAGAGAUGUAUGGUGUUGACAUGCACAUUGUUAUGGGCAGAGAUGGCAUGGAAUAUAGAUUAGGGUUGACACCAACAGGGGUCUUAGUAUUUGAAGGCUCACAAAAAAUUGGCCUUUUCUUCUGGCCUAAAAUGACCAAGUUAGAUUUUAAAGGGAAGAAACUGACAUUAAUAGUUGUGGAAGAUGAUGAUGAGGGCCAUGAGCAAGAACAUAUAUUUUUGUUUAGACUACAGAAUGAGAAGGCUUGUAAACAUUUAUGGAAGUGUGCUGUAGAACAUCAUGCGUUCUUCAGGUUAAAGGGGCCAGUUAAAGGUCAAAAUGCUAGACAGAACUUCUUCAGAAUGGGAUCAAGGUUUAGAUACAGUGGAAGAACAGAAUUCCAGGCUGCUUCAGUGAGUAGAGCAAGGAGAAGUGUGAGAUUUGAAAGGAAACCUAGUCAAAGAUACUCCAGAAGACAGUCAUUUGAAAGGAGAGAAAAGGAAGAAAAAAUGAGGAGGGAUUCAGAAAGAAAAAAGAAGAGAGAGGAUAGGAAGCUUGCUGUGGAAGUCAAUGUUCCUGUGAUGCCUGUGGCUCCAUUACCUGCUUCCCCAACUGUCAAGACUCCGCCCACAUCUCCAAGAACUAAACAAGCUGCUCCCAAACCAUUUGUUACCAAUGGUACAGCUCCUGUAGAGGGAGCUAGUGCUGUGGACAGGCUAGAUACAUUGGUGAAGGGAGAUGGUAAUACAGCUUCUGGAUCACAGGAUAGCUCAGAGAUGUCACUUAAAGAUGCCUCUGAGAUGGCACAAGCCAGAAUAAAGGGAUUAGUAGAUAAUAACCGUACACACGUUCCAGCAAGGAAGAAUGAUGUCAAUAUCAAUAAAAAUAACCAGGUCAAAUAUCCAGGGGGAGCCACUUCCAUUCCUUCUGACCAAAUGAAGUGCAAUAUUCUAAAGGCUGCUAAAAUGGAGGAGGAACGUAAAGGUUUACUUCUUGAAGAAGAUGAAUCAGAAGACGAGGAACACAGUGAUAAUGUGGAUGGAGAAAGUAUAAAAUCAGACAGUGAUCAAGAACAUGACCCAGAGGUCAAACAGACAACAGUUCAUCUGAAUGACCUUAAACUUAAAACAACCAAUGAAAAUAGAGAAAAUGAGAGAAUUAUUCAGAAUACUGUUAUUAAAAGACCUCCAGUCCCUAAAAGAUCUUCACAGCCGUUAGAAAUAAGAAGUUCACAUAAUAACACAAGGAAUCCACAAAGUGAUACCAGACAUUCUCAUAGUGAUUCUAGAACUUCUCAAAGUAGUGACAUUAACAUGAGGACAUCUACUAGUGGGGACACAGGGAGAAGGAUUUCUCAUGGAAGUGAUACAGGCAAAAGGAUCUCACAAAGUGAAGCCAAUUCCUACAGUAGUUCACUGCCUAGAAAUUCUACUGUUACAGUCAAUGGUAUUGAACAAAAUAGGAGGAGAAAUCUGAGUUCAUCUACAGCUCACAAUGAGGUGUUCCUAACAACGGCUACAUCCACACCCUUUGGGACCACUGAUGAAGCUUUCACAAGCACUUCAACCACCAAGCAUACAUCUGAGUCCGGGAAAAGCUUGCAGAGACCUUCCAGCCCAGCUGUACAGAUCACAACUCCUGACUCUCCUAAACCCCCUCCAAGACCACCUCCCCCGAAUCGUGCAAGCACUCUUCCAAAACGAAAUUCUAGCAAAGAAGGGGAGAUAAUUAUUGAUUUUGCAAAUAAAUCUGAUGAAGAAGCUGCCAAGUCAUCUGGAAAGCCUAAACCUGCACCUAGAACAAAAUUAUCAAACAACCCAUCUAACGAAAAAGAAGGGGCACCAGUUCUUCCUCCAAAGCCUAAAAAUCCAUUCCAUGAUGAUAUGGACCAAAAUGAAACAGAAAAAUCUUUGGUAAAUUCUUUUGAUAAAUCUGGGGCUAUUCAAACUGAAAUAACCUCUGACCCUGUAAAAGAGGAAGAUAAAUGUACUGAAGCAUCUUUAGAUCAGAAGUUGACCCCUUCAUCACCCAAGGCUGGGAAAUCUCCUUCGGUGACCAAAAAGGCGGAGAAAGGAAACCCUCCCAAAGUUGCUAUUGAGUCUUCAUUCAUUGGUUCGAAGCCUUCAUCACGCAACCCUUCAACUUCUAGUUCCAAAAGUUUACCUUCUAGAUCAACAUUCACAAAGAACGUGGUCACGCACAAAUCAGAAUCUUCAUAUGGUACCAGUACAAAUGGGAAUGAUUUAUCACCCUGGCAUGUGACGCCACAAGAACCUAAAACUAUUGAAAGAAAAGUCACGUUGACAACAGAAUUGUAAAAUAAUUACAUUAAUUGUUUACUACUGUAUAUUUAAAUGGUUGUGUUUUAUAUCAGCUUUUUUCACUGUAAAAUCAAGGGCCUUCUUUUACUUAGGUCCAAUGCCCCUAUGGGAAACAUAUUCAACAGCUUAGUUCUAGUACCCCAGAGAAUCAAAGGUUUCUGUUAUGGUUUAACUAAGUCUAGGCUCAGAUGUGGGCGUAGGAUAAGGGUAAAGUUGAGGGAUAUAAACAGAGCCUUAGAUUAGCAAAGUUCUAUAUAUUAAAAGAUUGCAGGAGAAGUCAAUUUUAAGUUUUAAUAGCAUUUAUUGCUUGCAGCUAAAAGUAGGUUGUUAAUUGAUGAAAUUUUGUUAAAAAUGACUACUGGGCUUAAUUUUUUUUACGGAUCCAUUGUUACUUUUAUUUUACUACAGCAUAUCAUAUCCUUUUUAAACAUAUCAAGUUACAUUCAUUGUUUUAUUGCUUAUGCAAAGUAAGUGCUUAAUUUUAAAAUCUUGUUUUAUUUUGAUAAAUUUGAUGAAAGCGGUUGAUGAUGAAAUUGUGUGACUUGUUAUGUGCAAUGCUUUGAUUUCUUAUCCAGUAUUUUAGUACUUUUCUGUAUUUUUAUAAUUAAGCUAUGUGUAGCAAACCGGUGGCAUGGGUACAACUUGUUUAGCUUUUGUUGUUGUAUUGAACAAAUGUUUUAGAACAAAAUAACACAAUUUAAUUAAUUAUUGUGUACCUUCUCUCUGGAGAAAACCAAAAUUAACUGUUCCUGAAGGAUAAAAUAUUUAUGUCUGGUGAAUAAUAAUCAGAGUGUCUUUCACACUGACUCAGAUCCAGAGAUUAACAAGCCAUAUUCAAAAUAUGUUGAAAAUUAUUAGUUUUACAAGUUUUGUUGCUUGAGAGGUACUUUUUUAUUUGCUUUUAGGUUACAUAAUUGUGUGUGGCUUGUCAUCAUAUGAAAGAAGGGAAUUUUUGUUAGAAUUAUAUAACCAAAAGCUCCUUUCAUUAAUGACGUCUUUUAGCCAUCCAUUCCAGAAUUAAGUCCACAUCUAAAAAAAAUGGCACAUUUUUAGAACAACUAAAAAGACAUAUCAAGAUCAUUCAAUAGAAUAUUUGAGAUGGAAUUUUUCAAAUAUUUAUUUGAAAUAAGUGGUGCAAAAAAAUGUUGCGAUAUAAGUAGGGGUAGAGGGAAUAUACCCCUGAAAAUGACAUCCAUGCCUGUGCCUUCUGCAGCAAAUAUACAUAGUAUAGACAACUUAUUUUAUUUACUGAUGAGUAUAAGGGAUGAAUUUUGUAACCUACAUAUUUUUAUAUCAGCCAUGUUAGCUGUAGUAGACUUUAAUCACCUUCAAAAGGAAGACCAUAUCAGCAUCAUUGUAAAUUUCAUCUCUCAUUUUACUAAGGUUCAGAAUAUUAUUAUCAUAUCAUAUAUAUGUUUAGUACAUACUUCAAGUUCAGGUUCAAGCUUGUAUUGCUUUACAUUUUAUUUUCAUCAUUGCAUUAAACAUGCAGUAUUUAUGCACAUAUCUCAGCAUUGCCUGAUAUGCAUGUUACUAUCAACAAGCAAUAUUUCAGCUAGGCAGUUAGCACAUUUCAGUUCUAAAACAAAAAUGGAUGCUGUACUUGUAUCUUUCUUACUUUUCUCCUGAAUAUGUUUGAUAUCAGAGAUUUAUUUUGAUAGAAAAUUCUUGAAAUUAUGGACCAGCCAAAAAUGUUUUAAAAAGCCUAGUCAUUGUUAGCUACGCAUCAAAAUAAAACAUUUUUAUUCUAGUCCAAGAUAAAUUGUGAAAAUUAUUAAUCAGAAUUAUUUAUAUUGUUGUAAAUAAUCUAGUAGAUACUAGCACAGUGCUUUGUAUAUUUUGGAUGCAUGCAAAAUAAUUUUUUUUUUUAAAGUUUUCUUGAAAUAGAAUAAUUUGAAUUGUCUUUUUAUCUCCUACAGCAUAUCAUACAAUCUACCUGUAUCAUUGAAAUCAACAAGUAAUGGGCAUUUUAAAGUUCCGAUUUAAUGAAAGUUCUGGUUGCAUAAUAUCCAGAUUUUUUGGUUGUGAAAAUUGAUUUGUUGAAAAAUCACUCCAAGUUGUUUAUACAUAAAUUCAUUUUACAUGAACGAGUCUGAAGUGAUAGUUACUCACAUUCCUGUUUAAGACAUUGUUUAUUGUUACUUAAGCCACUUUAGUUUUCGAGAGACAAAUGGUUUUUGGGCUUAAGAAAAUGAGAAUAUGAGGUCAGCUGUUCAGUAGGUUGAAGUUCUUUGGUUGUUAAAGGGUAAAGAACUGUUCUGUGAUGUUGCAAUUUAUUAUCUUAUCUACAGGUUGUGAAUUAUUUUUAGCCAUUCCAAGCAUUUUAAAGACACUUGAGAUUGACAUUAUAAGACUAUAGAAUUAUAAGACAAUAUAUGUGGGUUUUUUAUCUGAAUUUAGGAAUAAAAUCAUGAGCUGCACAUAAAAUUGAAAAUUUCACCUUAAACAUGUAGUUUCAAAGUUUUUAUUUUUGUUGCAGUGAUUCUUUUUUAUGCAUAUCCUUCAACUUUUACACCUAAAAUACUUGCAAUGAAUGAGGGUUAUUUCAUUAAAAUAUGAGACUGUAAUUCUGUUAUCUUACUGUGUCAUUCUCAAGUAAAUUGUUUUUAUUUAUAAGCAUGGGUAAAUUAUACAUUGUUUUAACUUAUUCCAUCCUUAAAAUCAGUGCAGACUUUUUAUAUCAUUAUUAAUAUCAUGUGCCUUAUUGGUUAUCUUUACAUUUGUCUAUACAAUGAUGUUUAUUUUUAGAAUUUUUAACUCUAAAUUACAAAAUUUUAUCUCUAUGAUAGAGAAUAGUAUUACCAAUAAAAAGAACUGUUUGAAAAUAUGUAAGCUGUUAUGGAAAAACGGAAUUACUCCAGUUUGCAGGCAUCUUUUUAUAUUUUAUAUUCAGAAGUUAUUGAUAUGAAUCUCAGAUAACCAACCAAAGUGGGACAUGAAUUUUAUCUACUUGGAGAAUGUUUUUCACUUUUAUCUGAUUAAACAAUUAUUAUUCCAAAGUAUUUUUACUUAUGUAUUUUAAAAGAAUUUUGAAUUUAUAUACAUUUGGUUGUCUUACAGAUAAAUUAAAAAAAACAUGAUCCUUUUCGCUGGCUAAUAAUUAGAAUUUGUAACUAGAUGCCUUCCAAAUUGUCUAAUCUUUAGUUAUGCUUGAAAUAUUGUAACGUUGAAAUAUUGAUGAUGACCACUGUGAUUUUGAUUGUAACAGAUUUUCUACAUGAGUAAAGAUUGGAGAUUUUUGUAUUUCACAUAUCAGAGUCCAACUCAUAUCAAGUUUGAAGCAUAUCUUGCUUAUUUUCCUUUUGAGAUAUUUGGAGUCAUGAACCCAAUAUUAUAUUUGGGUUUUGAUAGACAACUUCUUUUAUGGAAAUUUGAAAGUUGGUGUGAUGCUGUAGUUUACAAAAUUAUCUUCAUAUUUUAGUGAUACAAAUGGCAUGGUAGUGUCAUAGAUAUAUCAUACAUGUAUUCAACCUUACUAUAAUAGAGAAGAAUGUUCUUAGAAGUGAACAAUUUGCAAAAAGGAACUGCCCACAAGUAUACUAACUUGAAUUAAAUAUGUUUAAAGGAAAUAACUUCAAACUGUCUGUCUAUAUCUUAAUUGGUUUUAAAUAUCAUAAUUGUGAAAUGUUUACUAUAACAAUUUAUUCUACUAUAUAUAUUUAUAUUUUACAUUACAUUACACUUCAUCUGAUCUAUACAAAACAUUUUAUUACAUUUCCUAUAGAUAAUUUUAUGUGAUACCUUGCCACUAUUUUCUGUCUGUAUAAAGCUUGUUAUGUUUGUGCUGUAAAGAGCUUGUUUUCAUGUCAUUCAAAUAAAUCAUGAAUUAUC
Messenger RNA from Mytilus trossulus (common blue mussel), 6957 nucleotides. RefSeq names its product band 4.1-like protein 5. The record is from RefSeq and is a predicted model, not a curated record. The transcript is spliced from 19 exons. NCBI's taxonomy places the organism in Eukaryota, Metazoa, Mollusca, Bivalvia, Mytilida, Mytilidae. Gene Ontology annotation, molecular function: cytoskeletal protein binding. The coding region runs from base 184 to 3123 and encodes 979 amino acids. Gene Ontology annotation, cellular component: cytoskeleton.